Molecule: messenger RNA, 1560 nt
Organism: Closterium sp. Naga37s-1
Lineage: Eukaryota; Viridiplantae; Streptophyta; Zygnematophyceae; Desmidiales; Closteriaceae
Source: the annotation of a GenBank genome assembly
AUGGAGGGUAAGGAGACUCAAUCUCCUGGAUCUGCUCUCCGUCGUUCAGCCACUCACGACGACGGAAUAGAUCCCUUCGAUGCAAUCCUAGAUGCUGACGACGGCUCCGAUGACGCCAGCCCGUCUCUCACGAAAUCCCGGCCGUCCAAUCUCUUCCGUCCGAUCCAGCAGCUCUGGCGACGACCCAUCGUGCGAUUCGCCGUCGCACAGAUCUUCAUCGUCUGGGCUGUCGCAGCGUCGGUUCUUUACAUCCAAGACGUCGCAAUGUCGCACGAGGGGUCGCUACAACACAGCGACAUUUCAGGUCUUGGUGCAGGCAGCGGCCUCGGAGCUGCCGGUCAAGCAACCUUAUUGGAGCAGCUUAAAAAGCGAUUUCACGAACGGUGUCCCAUGCGCCCACCAGUGUGCCGCCCCAGGAUUGACCUAAAGGCGGUUGCGCAUAGCGCGAAGCAUUUCUACGCGCAAGACAAGCCGGACGGGGAAGGCCGGGGCCUGGGGGAGAACGCGGGGGGAUCAGCGGAUGGGAAAAAUGGGACUAGCGGGGGCGGCGGCGGGGCUGGCGGAGCGGGGGAUGAGCUUCCGCUGGUGGUGUUCUUCGCGGGGAUUGAGGGUUCCGGUCAUAAGUUCUUCGAGCAGGUGUUUCGGAACAUAAAGAAGUGGUGGCGUUCGAGCCGCUGCUCCACCUCACCUCUCCCACUCUAUUACCCAUCUCCCCAAUUCCCCAACUUCCCCUGUCUGGUCGUGCAAUUCCCUACCUGCCUGGCGUUGCUGCCCCCAUGCUUUGCCGUGCUGUCCCCUGCGCGUCCUGCAGUGGUGGCGUUCGAGCCGCUGCUCCACCUCACCUCUGAAGAGACCCAAACACACGUGCAUGGCGUGGAUGCGCGCUGUCCGCGCCUGCCCUACGCGCGGCCCCUGCGCGCCUAUGCCAAGGAGAUGGCCGUGCGGCUGGCAGAGAUUGGCAGCUCCGCGUACCUGCGUGCCCGCGACUCCUACCCUCUGGGCCGGGUUCGGACGCCCCUGGCUCGGCCGGACCUAGUGCACAUGCUGCAGCUGGACGGGCUGCUCUUCAAUUUGAAGGUCGUCGUGAUUUCGCGAGGGCUUUCCGACGCCGUGCGGUCGGCCUAUAGGAUGGGCUACCACGGAGGGGACCUGGGCCUGCAGGUGCGCAUAGUGGAGGAUGAGAUGGUAUUCCUAGACACCACCAUGCGCAUGAUCCCCUGCAGCAAGUACAUUGUUCUCGACUUUGACUGGGUGGCUGACAGCCCUGAGCUCGUGGCAGAGCCUCUGGCAGACUUUCUUGGAAUGGGGUUGACAGCAGAGGAUAUAGUAGCGGGGGUAAAAGGCGCCACCCAAACCAAGCCUAAGCACCAAACAGAGUACCCCGAGUUCGGCGGGCAGGCGCUCGACGAGUUUUUUUCGGUCCGGGCAGACAUGUGGCCACUGCUACUGGCUUGUAGGUCGACUCCUUUUUUCCGCCCGCUGCAUCCACGGGAUUGGCCGAUCACGCACUCUGAGCUGGCUGGGGUCAUGGAGAGAAGGCAAGGGUAUGAUUAUGAUUAA